UGGCUCUUCUAGCACCCUGAUCUUGAACUUAGACCUCCUUGCUCACCCCCUUCCUUCUCGCCUCCCCCCCGGGGAGCAGACCACCACGAUCACCAUGGCCCACGUGGACACCCUCCCGGAGUACGAGAAGAGUCAGAUCAAGCGGGCCCUGGAGCUGGGCACCGUCAUGACCGUGUUCAGCUUCCGCAAGUCCACCCCGGAGCGGAGGACCGUGCAGGUGAUCAUGGAGACGCGGCAGGUGGCCUGGAGCAAGACGGCCGACAAGAUCGAGGGCUUCCUGGACAUCAUGGAGAUAAAGGAGAUCCGGCCAGGGAAGAACUCCAAGGAUUUCGAGCGCGCGAAAGCAGUCCGCCAGAAGGACGAGUGCUGCUUCACCAUCCUCUACGGCACCCAGUUUGUGCUCAGCACGCUCAGCCUGGCAGCCGACUCGAAGGAAGAUGCCGCUAAGUGGCUGUCUGGCUUGAAGAUCUUACACCAGGAAGUGAUGAGCGCGUCCACCCCCACCAUCAUCGAGAGUUGGUUGAGAAAGCAGAUUUAUUCUGUGGACCAAACCAGGAGAAACAGCAUCAGCCUCCGGGAGUUGAAGACCAUCUUGCCCCUGGUCAACUUCAAAGUGAGCAGUGCCAAGUUCCUCAAAGAUAAGUUCCUGGAAAUAGGCGCACACAAAGAUGAACUCAGCUUUGAACAGUUCCAUCUCUUCUAUAAAAAACUUAUGUUUGAACAGCAAAAAUCGAUCCUUGACGAAUUCAAAAAGGAUUCUUCUGUGUUCCUCUUGGGCAACACCGACCGGCCGGACGCCUCUGCUGUCCACCUGCACGACUUCCAGCGGUUUCUCUUGCAUGAACAGCAGGAGCUUUGGGCUCAGGAUCUGAGCAAAGUCCGUGAGCGGAUGACGAAGUUUAUUGACGACACCAUGAGGGAAACUGCUGAACCCUUCUUGUUUGUGGAUGAGUUCCUCACGUACCUGUUUUCCCGGGAGAACAGCAUCUGGGACGAGAAGUAUGAUGUGGUGGACAUGCAGGACAUGAACAACCCCUUGUCUCAUUACUGGAUCUCCUCGUCUCACAACACGUACCUCACGGGGGACCAGCUGCGGAGCGAGUCCUCCCCGGAGGCCUACAUCCGCUGCCUGCGGAUGGGCUGCCGCUGCAUUGAGCUGGACUGCUGGGACGGGCCUGACGGCAAGCCCAUCAUCUACCAUGGCUGGACGCGGACCACAAAGAUCAAGUUCGAUGACGUCGUGCAGGCCAUCAAAGACCACGCCUUUGUCACCUCCAGCUUCCCCGUGAUCCUGUCCAUCGAGGAGCACUGCUGUGUGGAGCAGCAGCGCCACAUGGCCCGGGUGUUCAAGGAGGUGCUUGGAGACCUGCUGCUGACCAAGCCCACGGAGGCCAGUGCCGACCAGCUGCCGUCACCCAGCCAGCUGCGUGGGAAGAUCAUAAUCAAGCAUAAGAAGCUGGGCCCCCGAGGCGACGUGGACGUGAACAUGGAGGACAAGAAGGACGCGCACGGGCAGCAGGGCGAGCUGCACAUGUGGGACCCCAUCGACCAGAAAUGGACUCGGCACUACUGUGCCAUUGCUGAUGCUAAGCUCUCCUUCAGCGAUGACAUUGAACAGACUGCGGAAGAGGAGCUGCCACUGGAUGUACCCCCCACGGAGCUGCAUUUUGGGGAGAAGUGGUUCCACAAGAAGGUGGAGAAGAGGACAAGUGCCGAGAAGCUGCUGCAGGAAUACUGCGCCGAGACAGGGGGCAAGGACGGGACCUUCUUGGUGCGGGAGAGCGAGACCUUCCCCAACGACUACACCCUGUCCUUCUGGCGGUCGGGCCGCGUGCAGCACUGCCGGAUCCGCUCCACCAUGGAGGGCGGGACCAUGAAGUACUAUCUGACUGACAACCUCAUGUUCACCAGCAUCUACGCCCUCAUCCAGCACUACCGCGAGACACACCUGCGCUGCGCCGAGUUCGAGCUCCGGCUGACCGACCCCGUGCCCAACCCCAACCCGCACGAGUCCAAGCCGUGGUACUACGACGGGCUGAGCCGCGGAGAAGCGGAGGACAUGCUGAUGCGGGUCCCCCGGGAUGGGGCCUUCCUGAUCCGGAAGCGGGAAGGUACUGACUCCUACGCCAUCACCUUCAGGGCCAGGGGCAAGGUGAAGCACUGUCGCAUCAACCGAGAUGGCCGGCACUUCGUGCUGGGCACCUCCGCCUACUUCGAGAGCCUUGUGGAGCUGGUCAGCUACUACGAGAAGCACGCGCUUUACCGGAAGAUGAAACUGCGCUACCCGGUGACCCCUGAGCUCCUGGAGCGCUACAACAUGGAAAGAGAUAUAAACUCCCUCUAUGACGUCAGCAGGAUGUAUGUGGAUCCCAGUGAAAUCAAUCCUUCAAUGCCUCAGAGAACCGUGAAAGCUCUGUAUGAUUACAGAGCCAAGCAGAGCGAUGAGCUGAGCUUUUGCCGUGGUGCCCUCAUCCACAACGUCUCCAAGGAGCCCGGGGGCUGGUGGAAAGGAGACUAUGGAACCAGAAUCCAGCAGUACUUCCCAUCCAAUUACGUCGAGGACAUUUCACCAAUGGAAGGGGAGGAGGCGGAUAAGCAAAUUAUUGAAGACAAUCCCUUAGGGUCCCUUUGCAGAGGAAUCCUGAAUCUCAACAUCUAUAAUGUUGUAAAAGCCCCACACGGGAAGAACCAGAAGUCUUUCGUCUUUAUCUUGGAGCCCAAGAAGCAGGGCGACCCUCCAGUAGAGUUUGCCACUGACAGCGUGGAGGAGCUGUUUGAGUGGUUCCAGAGCAUCCGGGAGAUCACCUGGAAGAUGGACACCAAGGAGAACAACAUGAAGUACUGGGAGAAGAACCAGUCCAUCGCCAUCGAGCUCUCGGACCUCGUCGUCUACUGCAAGCCGACCAGCAAGACCAAGGACAACCUUGAAAACCCUGACUUCCGAGAGAUCCGCUCCUUCGUGGAGACGAAGGCUGACAGCAUCGUCAGACAGAAGCCCGGCGAUCUCCUGAAAUACAAUCAAAAGGGUCUGACCCGUGUUUACCCCAAAGGACAGCGAGUGGACUCGUCCAACUAUGACCCCUUCCGCCUCUGGCUGUGUGGCUCCCAGAUGGUGGCGCUCAAUUUCCAGACUCCAGACAAGUACAUGCAGAUGAACCAUGCCCUGUUCUCCCUCAACGGGCGGACGGGCUACGUCCUGCAGCCUGAGAGCAUGAGGGCGGAGAAGUACGACCCCCUGCCUCCCGAAUCCCAGAGGAAGAUCCUGAUGACCCUGACGGUCAAGGUCCUGGGGGCCCGUCAUCUCCCCAAACCCGGACGAAGCAUCGCGUGUCCCUUUGUGGAGGUGGAGAUAUGCGGCGCGGAGUAUGACAACAGCAAGUUCAAGACGACAGUUGUGAAUGACAAUGGCCUCAGCCCUGUUUGGACCCCAAUGCAGGAGAAGGUGACGUUUGAGAUUUAUGACCCCAACCUUGCAUUUCUGCGCUUUGUGGUUUAUGAGGAAGAUAUGUUCAGCGAUCCCAACUUUCUGGCCCAUGCCACGUACCCCAUUAAAGGAAUCAAGUCAGGAUUUAGAUCUGUUCCUCUGAAGAAUGGCUACAGUGAAGACAUUGAGCUGGCGUCACUCCUGGUUUUCUGUGAGAUGCGGCCAGUCCUGGAGAGUGAAGAGGAGCUGUAUUCCUCCUGCCGCCAGCUGCGGAGGCGGCAAGAAGAACUGAACAACCAGCUCUUCCUGUACGACACCCACCAGAACCUGCGCAGCGCCAACCGCGAUGCCCUGGUCAGAGAGUUCAACGUCAACGAGAACCAGCUGCAGCUGUACCAGGAGAAGUGCAACCGCAGGUUAAGAGAGAAGAGAGUCAGCAACAGCAAGUUUUACUCAUAGAAGCUGGGAUCCAUGUGUAAGCGUGUCGUGUAUGCGUGUGAGUUUGCUUGGAGGCGCGUGUGCUCUGUUCAGACCCUGGGAACACGCUCACGUGUGAGGUCGUCACUCCCCCAGCCUGUCACCGAGAUGACAUACCUGAAGAUGACCCAGUUGGCAUGAGUCAGGGUAACCUUUUCAUCUUGGACACUUUCUUAACUUACAGUCUCUAAAGAGGAUCCCAAAAUGUGCUCACAUGAGGCCUCUAGUAUUCCAAACCUCCCUGAAUAAAUGCAGUGAAACUCGA
This is a messenger RNA of Odocoileus virginianus texanus, 4166 nucleotides long. Lineage: Eukaryota; Metazoa; Chordata; Mammalia; Artiodactyla; Cervidae. The record is from RefSeq and is a predicted model, not a curated record.